GGAAUUAUUUUCGGAUCGUAGCUAUUUCCAUGAUAAUUUGUGAUGCGACCAAAAGAAAAACAACAUGCAACAUUUUAUAAUCACAACAUUGGUGAAACAUUAAAUUGUACCAAUAACCUAAAUGAAUCCCAACAUUUACUCAGUUAGGCCAGGAUAUGGACAAGGUGUUUUUAUGCCUGGAUUUAAUCCAUCAUCGAUGCAGCAACCUCCACCAGGUAGUGGUCGGUUUGUCUACCAAUCACCCCAAGCCAUGCCAUUUCAGUUUCAGGGACAAAGCAUGCAAUAUCAGCAACAAUUGAACACACAGUAUCAGCAACCAACAAGUACACAGUUUCAACAACAAACAAGUUCACAGUUUCAACAACAAACAAGUACGCAGUUCCAGCAACCAAUGAAUACGCAGUUUCAGACCCCAAUCAUGUCUGGAGCAGGUUAUCAGAGGUCAUCUCCACUACAGCCUGGUCAGAUUAUUAAACCAAAUUGUCCACCUGUCAGUCAGCAACUAAGAUCACCAGUCAUGGUUGUCAGCAGCCAAGCACGCACGUUGCCAGAGUUCCGGCCAGUGUCACCAAUGUCCCAACUUGUUGGUCUCCAGCAGAGAAUGACCUCACCGCUGAACCGAUCUCUGACCUCUCCUCUGGACACAUCUUUAUCAUCACCUGACACAGGCAAGCUGUCUCCUUCCAUUCCUAACGGUUUUGUUGCAGCUUACAAAGACGAUCAGAUUUUCUUUAAACUUGGCCAAAUAGAUCAGUCUACAAAAGCUCAGACACCAGAAGAAAUAUUUAAAGCUAAAGCAUCUCAUUAUGGUAUCAACAUUGUAACAAAAUCUGACAAAAUCAAUCAAACUACUGCAAAAAUAUUUAGGAAAGUUGAAGAAGAAAAGAACAGGAAAGAAAUGGCUGAGGACCCUAAUACUCAAACUUUUAUGCAGAAAGCUUCAAAAUAUGGCAUUAAAAUCGAGAAUCCUAAGAAGCGAAUGCACUCAGAAUCUGAAAGUUCUGAAACAUCAUCCGUAGUAGAUAUGAAAACCUCGAACAGAUCUUCAAAGGUUGGCCUUGGCGAUUCAUUGGGCAAGGGAGACUACAAUCAAAACUUUCCUGUUUUAUCAGCCGAUAGAUGGAAAAAAACAUGGUGCAGUAAAGAAAAGAUGAAUUUAGAAUUAGGAUCUUCUAAUGAAAAGAUUGCUGUAGAUAGUGAGGUUAAUGGUAUAGAAAACAGUCAUAUUUUAUACGAAUUAGAAUCCAAAAAGAAAAGCAAUUACGAACAAAUGUUAACUGCACUUAGGAGAACAAAUUAUGCUCCGGAUGUUGGUGAUUAUGAUGAUUUAUCUACGCCAGAGUUGCAGUCACCAAGAGAUGCAGCCGCACCAGAAGAUUGGGAGCAUUUCAAAGAUGGCAUUAUUAAAACUCCUGUCGUUGAGACAACAAGAAGACUAAGUCAAGACACUGAUUCACUGUAUAUGUCUGAUACUCCUCAAGACGAAGACGGGAAGGACAGGACUGUUACAGAAGAUGAAAAACUCUUUGAGAUUGCUAAUAAACUUGUACAAAAGGCAAUUGCUUCUGCAUUACAAGAGUUAAGAGCAGAAGAUACAAUCGACAGAGUAAGAGAAAGAAGACGCAAGAAGGCAAUGGAUUCGUUGACAUCAUCUGGUAGCGAUCAACUUGAAAGGUUCGGUGUGAACUAUGCUUCAGAGAGUAGUGGAAGUAGAAGUCAGACACCUCAGAGUGACUUAGAGGGUUAUCUGGCUGCCUCCAUACCAGUUACUGAACAUGAACAAAAUAAACAAUGUGCUAGCAGCCAUUUUGAAAUCAAUGCGACAGACAGUUGGAGUUGCAUUGAUGAUUCCGAAAAUUCAGAUGAUAAACGUCCAUUACAUAUAGAAUUGAAAAACGUAGAAAAUGAAACGAUAGAACUGAAUCCACAAUCACCAGAGUUUAAACCCAGUGGUUUUAAAUAUGCUAAUAACUUGCAGCAACCAGGUUCUUCGACAUCUUUGAAAGCUGACGUGCCUGAAUUUAUUCCCUCUGUGAUUCCAAUGUACGUGCCAAAGACGGGACAUAGCAAAAGUAAUGUAAAUAUUGAACAAAAUCUUUACCAGGAGUCUAUUGAUUUUAAAGAUUAUUACAAACUUGAGUAUUCAACUGGUCAGUCUACAGAAACUCAGACGGACUCCGCUGAGGUCAAUGAUGCCAUGACAAAUACAAAACAUUCAAAAGUUUGUGAUAAAUCUGUAGAGACAAAAACCUGUGAUGUAAGAGAAAUUGUUGUAAACACUGUUGAAUCCAUGUUUGAUCAGCAAAGUGUUUUUUUCAUCGAUGAAAAUACAGAUGAAGUUGAUCAUGGUCAUUUGGAUGUUUGUGUUCAGACUGAUGAAAAUGAAAAUUCACUGAAACAAAAAUUGAUAGAAGCACAGAGGGAGCUAUUAAAGACAAGGUACUAUGUUUGCUAUCAACAGCUAGAACAAGAGAUACAGCAUAUCAGGAGUUCUAAGUACCAGAUUUACUCAGUUUUCUCCCAUCUUGGUGACCGGUCCAAAGUAGCUGAUGUUGUGGAGACUAGAAUAUUGUACAUAAAAGGAGAGAUACAGAGGUUAAAGAAUAAACUUGCUCAGUUUGAGAAGGUAUUAGAUGAGAAGAUCCUGUUUGAACAAGUACCUGACUUUGGUGUUACAUUGGAUAUGGACUCUAUGAUAUCAUCUGUGGUCAAAACAGAUUCAAAAGAAGUGCAGACUGAGAAAAUGUUGUCAAAAGAGAGCCCAUCUAUAAAUGAACAUCAAACACGAUUUCUCUCGGAGGCAAUAAAAAAGCUUUUACACAAGUUAGAUGGUAGUGAUGAAGCCACUAAAUAUCUGAUGACUGUGUUCAAGGAUAUGCUCAGUACAAUGAAACUAUUGUCUGACUGUGUACAAGAACAUACUGCUAUUGGUAAAGACAACAUGUUAGAAACUUUGAAUGUCAUGAAGGAAGUUGUCAGGGAAGUUUCAUCUACCGUUAGAAAAGCCGAAUCUGAAAUUAAAAAUUUGAAUAGUUCUAGUCAUACCACAUUAGUAACAGAGGCUUUGAAAGAUAGCAAUGCAGUCAACACGUUACCUGAAAAUUCUGUUGAGAUUUUAGAGGAUAAAGGUGUUUCUAGAGAUAAUUCUGAAGAAAGGAAAGAAAAUAUAGAUGUCAAGGACAAAGCAAAGAGUAAGAAAGGAAAGAAAAGUAAGAAAAAGAAGUUGGAGAAAGAAAGCACAGAAUCAAAUAUAGUUAUAGAGGGAAAGACAGAUCAAAGUAUUGAGAAAUUUUACAAUGGAGAAAUAAGUUCUGAAAGAACACCAGCAUCUGUCAAAUUGUCAGGGACAUUAGUGAAAGCAUCGGCUUCUUUAGAGAAACUUGAGGCUAACUUGAAACUUGAUGAAAAGUUGGAAUUUGAUGAAGAAAAUACCUUGUUGAAAGAACAGAAUGAAAGUGAAAUGUCUGUAAAACCAAGCUCAGGUGAGGUAAAAACAGUGAAACAUGAAAUCAAGUUGUCUACAGUAAAAACAGAUAAUGAGAUUUCUACUGUGAAAAACAAUGGCAUUGCAUCUACAGUGGAAAACAGUGACAAUACAGUAAAAAAUGAAAAUCUAGACAAGGCCAUUGCACAGAGUACAGACAUUAAAGGUUCUUUAGAAGAUAUUGACGAUGAUGAAUUGGAUUUCGAUGUAGAGAUGAGUAAGUCCUAUCACUCAGCAAGUAGUGAGUAUGUGUCUGCAGCCUCACAGCAGACGUCACAGUGCCAUACUCCCGUUUUACUCUCAGCUUCCGAGGAAAAUCAGUUCUUCAUCUCAAAUAAAAGUUCUAGUCAAGAAUCUGUGGAGAAACAAUCUGAACAAUUAACUGAUAAUGAUUCCACAUCUACAAUGAAUUCUAGCAGUGCUCAGCAGGAAACCAGUGCAAUUAUUGAUUCUAGUCAUAAAAACAAUGAACAGUUAAUGGAAGGGGAAAGUCAAGUGCCGUAUUUGAACACAAAUGUAAUUGGAGUUUCUACUAGUGCUAAUGCUACAAUUAUACCUCAGGAAGAAAGUGCAAUGUCAACACUGUGUCAAAGUCAUCUUGAGUCAAAUGUUCAGCCAGAUCUGUCUUGUCAAAAUCAAAGUGGACUUUUGUCUCAAGUGACAAAUAACUCAUUGUACGAGGCUGUUGUUCAGCAGUUAAAGCAAGUGUACCCACAUUUAGCCAGUAAUCCAGUCAUGUUGAAUAUGAUAGCUCUUCAGCAGACGUCAGUUUUACAUAAUUAUCUUGGAAAGUCAGAUGGGCCUGGAAUGGCCAAUCAGAUGCAGGCUUUUGGAAUGGAAACUGCUGGAACAACAAAUGCAACAAGUGCUAUGGAAAUGACGGGUGAAGCAAUGCCCAGUCAGAUUAAUAGACCAGACAAGCCAAAUCCUAUGACAAAUCAGACAAAUAUUCAGCCAACAAAUCUGAAUUUUUCUAGUCAAGUUGAACACAGCAAAAGUGAUGUUGCUCUUGGCAACCAAAACAAACCAAUGAAAACCUCUGUUACAAGUUCUGAUCAUAAUCUGCCUAUCAAAACAUCUGUUGCAAGUUCUAAUUAUGAUCUGUCAAUGAAAUAUAUUGUUAACGGUUCAGGUGACCAAUCUCUUCCAAUGAAACCAUUAACACCUUCUGAAAAUAAUAUGAAAACAAUAUUACAAGGGGAUGGCUCUGAAAUUUUGAAAAAGCCGGCAGACAUUAUUAAAUAUGGCAACAAAUCAACAAGUAAUGUUAACAACUGUAAUUCACUGGAACUGAAGAUGGACAAAUACUUGUGUUCACCAGAGAAAGUAACCAUGGUUACCAAAUCCAGUAAAUCAUUGAGCUCCUCGAUAAUUGAUGAUGCUACUCUUUCACCAAAAUCUACGGUCAGACCACCUGGUUUUGGUGGCAAGAAUGAUUUUUCUGUUGAAACUUCUUCAGACACUAUUCCUGCAAGUGGGCCCCCAAUGGUAAUACCACCUAAUAGCUCUAACUUCAAUGGAUGUACAGAAAGUGUUAAAGACUUUAGGAAAACAAAAAUCAGCCCUAAUCGUGCUAAUAUUUUAAGCGGUUUCAAUAAAGAAUCAACUAUCCAAAAACCCCUGGAAGUUACUGGUUCAGGUUUCACCUUCAGUAAGACUUUAUCCUAUAAUCUACCUCAAUCAAAAACUAAUAAAUCAGCAACCUCAAAUGUAGCUGUGGAACAGGGUAAGAAAGUGCCACUUCUGCAGGCACCAGAAAAGAAGCCACCACUUUUGUCAUUGCCCGUCAUGGAGAAGACUAGACAUCUAUCUCAGCCAAACACAGGAAGGAAAGAUAUAGUUCAUGGAAAAUUAUCAGGAUUUGAUAGCAAUUCACCUAGUCCAACAGAGGCAGAGAAGAAAUGGCAGUUCUCAUCUGGUCUACCAAAUUUACCGCCAAGACUGCAGAAGAAAAGACGUAGUUUUGAGAACACCAAAGUGAAUCAUCCACCAGUUUUAUCUGAACCAAGCUGGGAUGAUGAAGUUGAUGAUUAUGCUGAACCAUUUGUUCCAAAUUUUGACCCCAGGAGGCCUUUAGAAUCUCACAUAGGUAAACAAUCUGUUGACACUUUAGAAGAAAUAACAUUACCAGAGAAAAGAAAAACAGAAGAUGUGAAAGUAGAUGGAGAGAAAGAAAAACAGGAAGAGGAUGAAGACUGGUGUCAGGUGACCAAAAAGAAAAGGAAAGAAACCAAACCAUCGGAUGUUAAGAAACCAGCAGCAAGUAGGAUACGACACAAAUCUGCAGCAGAUAAGACAACCAAGAGCAAUAACUUUGACAGACUAGUUCAGAUGUUAAUGGAAGUCUAUACUGGACUUACAAGGUCACAGGUUAUGGAUGUUAUUCAAGAGGUACGAGUGGUCAGGGGUGGACUCAGUGGUCUGACCGUUAAAGAAAUCAUGGAGAUAGCCAGGACGGUUAUAAUAAAAAAAUAUGAACACAAAAUGACAAAUAAUCAGAGACCUAUGCAGGCAUCAGAUGUCAAAGGCAAGACAUCAACAAUGACUGGCAGGAGGAAGGCGGAGCUUCAAAAUAUUGCCACUGGUCAUCCCUCCAAUCAGGUCACCAUGGAAACAGUUGAAGAGAGAGCCAAUCAGAUAAAAGUAUACAAUGCCAUGAAGGCCAAGCAAGCUUUACACACAUCAGAAAAAAUGAUUGAUGAUGAAGAUGAUAUAUGUGUGAUUUGCCAUGAUGAGUUGUCGUAUGGAGAGACUAAGAUGUUAGACUGUAAACAUGAGUUUCAUACUGAGUGCAUCAGUAAGUGGGUAUAUGAAAGAGAAAGAACCUGCCCAACAUGUCGGGGGCAUGCCUUGUUUGAAGAUGACUUUCCCAAGCUGGGAAACUAAAAAUAGCGUAUGUUCUGCAGAAAAAGAUCAGAGGUGAAAGGUCAAGCUAUGAAUCCAGACCUGUGGAGAAAGUUCGUGCAAUAUGUUGUUUCUGAAGACGGUGGCCAAGAUAGGUUGUCAUAUUAAUGUUUCAAAAAGUUAACCAUGGUCUGUCAGUUUAUAGAAUUAUGUAGAAUGUUAUGGGGUAAAGGUUUAAACAGUUUUCAAACUGAUAAAGAAUCGUGCAUGAUGCUGAGAGUAAAAGUUUGAAAGAUCUCUCAUCCACUGAUAUAUAAUUAUGCAGAAAUAAUGUCAAAACAAUUUAUAAAAGAUUGUAAAGCCUCUCUCUCUCUUUCUUCUAUUAUGUAUAAAUAAUGUUGAUAUAAUUUUAAAUUUUAAAGAUUCUUUCUCUCUCCACUGAUAUAUAAUUAUGUAGAAAUAAUGUCAAUGAAAUGUUAAAGAUUUUCUCUCUUUCUCUUUUCCACUGGUUGAAAAUUAUGGGAAUUGUAAUUUUCAACAAUAAAGUUUAGAAGUUCUCUUUACAACUCUUUAAGAAUUAUUGGGGAUGUUGAGGAUGAAUUUGAAAGUUAAUAUUGUUUUAGUUUAUUUGAUCUGUGGAUGAUGGUACAAGUAAAAAGAUAAAGGGAGAAGUAUAUUUUGACUAUAAUUUGUAUGGAAGUAGGUUAAUUGGUCCCUUACUUACUUGUUUUGAUUAUUUUUGUCAAAAUACCAACCAUUUUGUGUUCACAACUAUAUUAUCUUUUUGUUUACAUAUCAGAUUAUUUGUAAGAAGUGUGUUACCUCUAACUCUUUGUAAAGUUGAUGACUAUGUGACAUAUCUGUUGUAAUUGGUGACAAAUAAUCUUUUACAAUUCAAGUUCAUGAUUAAGUUAACAAAUAUUUCAUGGCCCAUUGCAAUGUAUUAUAUAUAGAUCUGAUAAGUUGGUACUGAGGAUAAAUAUAUGACUUGUGUUGCUUCUAUGGAGAAAAUGAUAUCCACUGUUUUUGUAUAUGUAAUAAUUUUGCACACUUUAUCUGGUUUGAUUUAAAAAAAGUGUAAAUGUGUAUAAAAAAGUGUUUACAUCUUUG
Mytilus trossulus (common blue mussel) is the source of this 7438-nucleotide messenger RNA. RefSeq lists its product as uncharacterized. The transcript has 15 exons. NCBI's taxonomy places the organism in Eukaryota, Metazoa, Mollusca, Bivalvia, Mytilida, Mytilidae. The record is from RefSeq and is a predicted model, not a curated record. Bases 122 to 6370 code for a protein of 2082 amino acids.